This is a messenger RNA of Dermatophagoides pteronyssinus (European house dust mite), 1966 nucleotides long. Its product is annotated as scoloptoxin SSD14-like. Gene Ontology annotation, biological process: glutathione catabolic process. The record is from RefSeq and is a predicted model, not a curated record. Gene Ontology annotation, molecular function: glutathione gamma-glutamate hydrolase. Lineage: Eukaryota; Metazoa; Arthropoda; Arachnida; Sarcoptiformes; Pyroglyphidae. Gene Ontology annotation, cellular component: plasma membrane.
CGAAACGAAAAAGAAGAAGAAAUUAAAGCAAUUUUUCGUGUGUGUGUGUGUUUUUUAUCGCUAAAUCAAACAAAAAAUAAUCAUUAUGAACAAAAUUGGUUUAAUUUUAAUCGCUGUUGGUCUAUUGACAAUAGCUAUUAUAACAAGCGUUGUUGUUGUAUUGAAACCGAAAACAAAUAAUACACAUAUUGAUAUUAUAAAUGAUACAUGUCCAUAUUGUAAUGGAUCAACAUCACAACUUGGUGAAUUAUGUACAGAUUCGGAAGUAAAAUCAUUUCAUCAAUAUGCUGUUUCAACUGAUUCAAAUGUUUGUGCUAAAACUGGAAGAUCGAUUAUGGAUGAAGGUGGUAAUGCUGUUGAUGCCGGUAUUGCCGUAUUGCUUUGUAUGGGUGUUACUAUACCUGAAUCGAUGGGUCUUGGUGGUGGAUCAUUGAUUGUCUUCUAUAAUAAAACAAGUAAUAAUGCAACGUUUGUUGAUGCAAGAGAAGUGGCACCAAUAGCAUCAUCAAGAGAUAUGUUCAAUUCAACAAAAAGUGAUGCAGAAUUUAGUAAUUCAGCAUUAGGUUUAUUAUCGAUUGCAACACCGGGUGAAUUAGCCGGUUAUUGGCAUAUGUUUAAUAAAUAUGGUUCGAAAAAAAUUACAUGGAAAAGAUUAUUUCGUGAUGCAAUCAAUUUUGCUAAAAAUGGUUUCCCCGUUGGUAGACAUCUGGAAGAAGCAAUAUCACAAAAACGUGAUUUUAUAAUGGCAUAUAAUAAUUUAAAAAAUGUUUAUUACAAUCAAAAAACAGAUGAUUUUUAUAAACAUGGUGAAAUAUUGAAACAACCAAAAUUAGCUGAAACAUUAACAAAUUUAUCGUUAGCAAAAGAUGCAAAGAAAUAUUUUUAUGAAGAAUUAUCGACAAAAAUUAUUGAAGAUUUACAAAAUAAUACAGAUUUUCCAAAUCAAAAACCAAUAUUAACAGUGACUGAUUUUCAUGGCUAUAUUGUUGACGAAAAACCAGCAUAUUCAUUUAAUAUUAAAGAUGAUAUUAAACUUUUAACGGCUAGACUUCCAGGAAGUGGUAUAUUAUUAUCAUACAUAUUAAAAAUUAUGUUACAUCCAAAAUUUCAUCAUCUUUAUCCAGAUGCAAAAGAAAAUUUUAAUGAUUCGGUUUUAUUUUAUCAUCGAUUAAUGGAAUCAUAUAAAUUUGCCUAUGCAAAACGAAUGUAUCUUGGUGAUGAUAAUUAUGAUGAUUGUCACAAUAUUACAGAUAAAAUAACAACUGAUAAAUUUAUUGAAAAAAUUGUUAACAAAAUUGAUGAUAAAACUACACAUCCAAGUAAAUCUGGUUUCUACGAAAAUGAUAAAUUUCAAAAAAUGGAUCAUGGAACAGCACAUGUAUCAGUAUUGGAUAAACAUGGUAAUGCAUUUGCAGCAUCAACAACCGUAAAUCUUUAUUUUGGUAGUAAAGUUAUGUCACCAUCAACUGGUUUAAUUUUAAAUAAUCAGAUGGAUGAUUUUAAUACCGGUAAAACGAAUGCAUUUGAUUUGCCGCCAUCACAUUCAAAUACUAUUCAUCCUGGUAAACGACCAUUAUCAUCAAUGUCACCAUCAGUAUUUAUUGAUAAAACUGGUGUACGAUUAAUAAUUGGUGCUAGUGGUGGUUCAAAAAUUACAACUGCUGUUGCAUUAGUAUCAUUAAGACAUUUAUGGAUGGAUGAUGAUAUUAAAUUAGCAAUCGAUUCGGCUCGUCUUCAUCAUCAAUUAUAUCCGGAUCAUAUUGAAAAUGAAAAUUGUUUUCCAAAAAAUAUACUUGCUUCAUUAGAAGAAAAAAAUCAUAUCAUUAAACAAAUUGAAGAAGGUGAUCGUGGUGCAAUCGUAAUGGCUGUAAGUCGUUCAAAAAAUGGUACAAUACGUGCUAAUUCUGAUUGGCGUAAAGAUGGUACUAUUGAUGGUCUUUGAAAUCGAACAAACAAACAAAAAAAA